Molecule: messenger RNA, 1946 nt
Organism: Anoplopoma fimbria (sablefish)
Lineage: Eukaryota; Metazoa; Chordata; Actinopteri; Perciformes; Anoplopomatidae
Product: EEIG family member 2-like
Exons: 11
Coding region: 47-1144 (365 amino acids)
Source: RefSeq, a predicted model, not a curated record
CCAGCAGUUGUCGGGACUUGUUGCACCUCCUGACGUUUAGGAUAUCAUGUCGUUCAUUCUUAUGAAGAAGAAGAGAUUUAAGUUUAAAGUAAACUUCGAGCUGGAGGAGUUGUCCUCGGUCCCCUUCGUGAACGGGGUUCUGUUCUGUAAGAUUAGACUCAUAGAUGGAGGCUUUGCAGAAGAGUCGACUAGGGAGACAGUCCAAGCCAACUGUGUACACUGGAGGAAGAGAUUCUCUUUCAUGUGUAAGAUGAGUGCCAACGCUGGGACAGGUGUACUAGACCCCUGUUUUUGUCGGGUGUCUGUGCGCAAGGAAUUGAAGGGUGGAAAAACGUUUGCAAAGCUGGGCUUUGCUGACUUGAACCUGUCUGAGUUUGCUGGGUCUGGCAGCACUACACGACGGUGUCUCCUAGAGGGAUAUGACACAAAAAACACCAGGCAGGACAACUCAAUUCUGAAGGUUGUCAUCACUACACAACUUAUGUCCGGAGACCCCUGUUUUAAAACUCCCCCAUCUACAGCCAUGACUCUGGGAAACCCACAGGCUGAAGCAGAGUGUCUCCUUGAGGACAGAAAGGGAGGGGACAUGCACAUAACCCAUUUACUCACUGAGACUCCAGUAAAGUCAGUAUCAGUCCCAGAGGAGCUGGUAGCGUACGGUCACUCUAGAACCCCCAGCCAUGCCAGUCAGCAUUCAAAAAUCUCAGGUUACAGCUCGAAUCACUCCAGUUUAACAGAUUUGUGCCAUCGGAGGAGCGCGUCAGGAGGUUCGGCCUCCACAGGCAUCGGCAGCAUCCUGGAAACCCUUGAUCAUCACGGGGAGAGCAGAACCACUCCGCCAGUCUCUGCAACCAGUAACCAUGCGCCUGAACACCCCUCUACCCCUGCUAAAGUUCCACGACAUCCAGUAAAGCAGAACUCAGUGGAGAAUCAGCUGAAGAGAGUUGAUGCCACCAGGGUGGAUGCUGAUGACAUAAUAGAGAAAAUCCUGCAGAGCCAGGACUUCAGCCAUGGCGUCUUUGACUCCAGUGCAGAGGAGGAGGGGCUCAGCUUGUUUGUUGGUCCUGGUGGGAGCACAGCUUUAGGAAGCCAGCAUAUGAGGGUCGCAGCUGGAGCCUUUGAGCAGGUGGUGAUGAAGCGCUAGGCUUUGGGAAGCAUGUGCCUGUCAUGAGGGUGCCAUAUUACACUGAUUCGGGUAUACAAGACUGUGUUGUGGAAGUGCCAUCAGAACCUGCUCUCGCCUCACUCCAGAAGAUUUAAUUUCUCUUAUGCAAUCCCUCUGCAGCUGACCUAGUGUGUCUGUUGACCAGGAGAGCCCCCUAGUGUUCAGGAAGUGGAGAUGAUGGCCACAAUAGAAACAUUUUGAUGACUGACAUUACUGGUGUACUGACAUUUAUGUUGGCCUUCUAUGAAGGCUAUGGAUUAAAACUGUUAUUUUAUAUAUAUUGUUGACCCAUCUCUGUUAUUUAAAAAGUAUGCUUGAAUACCACCCAACAUGUUUUUAUUUUGCUAUGGUUCAUGUUGAUUUAAUCAUUUUACUAGACCUUGAGUGGCUGGAGGGGACUGCGUCCGUUCCAUGUAGUCACAUCAAAUUUAAGUAAUAGAAAACUGACAUUGUGAAAUCUACAGUGGUAACAGCUCCAUUGUGUGUCACCUGGUUCCUCACCUGGUUGUGAGGGAGGAUGACUGCAUUUAAAAUACCAUGAAGUUUUCAUAUUUUUUACCUUCGGUGCCUAUGAUGUCUAUUUUCUCUGUGCAUAUAUCCGUUGUCUGUAAAGUCAUUAUAAAUGGAUGGAAUUUAUUUUUACCACAGAUUUUGUAAAUGUGACAAGUCAUAUCUUAGGUGUGCAAACUAUGUAUGAAUUUAAAGUGGACUGUGGCCCAUGCUGGUUUAAAGAUAACUUUAUGUGAGUUCUAAGAUGUUAGAAUUUUGAUGUUGUAUUUAA